Messenger RNA from Huiozyma naganishii CBS 8797, 3576 nucleotides. RefSeq names its product sphingolipid transporter (gene NCR1). Gene Ontology annotation, cellular component: membrane. The coding region runs from base 1 to 3576 and encodes 1191 amino acids. The record is from RefSeq and is a predicted model, not a curated record. The transcript has a single exon. NCBI's taxonomy places the organism in Eukaryota, Fungi, Ascomycota, Saccharomycetes, Saccharomycetales, Saccharomycetaceae.
AUGAUACUACCAUGGUUGCUCUGGAUGUUCAAUGGCGGAUUGAUUAUAGGUGCCACUGCCCAGCAAUGUGCCAUGUAUGGGAAUUGCGGAAAGAAAACUCCACUAGGUGUCGAACUGCCAUGUCCGGUUGAUAGAACGAGCCCAUUACAACCGCCGGGCAUUACAAAUGAUCUGAGAGAUCUAUUGGUAUUAACUUGUGGCGAGGAAUGGAAAGAGAUUGAAAAUGUUUGCUGUUCCAUUGAGCAGGUGAAGGCUCUACAAAAUAACCUGAAGAGGGCGCAUGCGCUGAUUGAAUCGUGCCCCGCCUGUGUUAAGAACUUUAACAACAUGUUCUGCCACUUUACAUGUUCUCCACAACAGGCAUCUUUUCUCGACGUAAUUGACACUGAAGUUUCACAAGAAAACAAGAGAAUUGUUAAAGAGUUAAACUUUUACAUGGAUGAGGACUGGGCAUCAGAGUUCUUCAACUCUUGCAAAAACAUCAAAUUUUCAGCUACCAAUGGCUACGCCAUGGAUCUAAUCGGUGGGGGUGCCCGAAAUUAUAGUGAGUUUUUGCAGUUUUUGGGUGACGAAAAGGCUCUUUUGGGUGGAUCACCAUUCCAGAUAAAUUAUAAAUACGCUCAAACGAAAAAAUUCCAGCCUUUCAACAACUCAGUAUACGGUUGUGACGACCCUAUUUACAAAUGUGCGUGUUCAGACUGUCAGGAGUCAUGUCCAGUUCUUAAACCAUUGAAACAGGAGCAUUGCUUCAGGAACGGAUUCCCUUGUUUCAGUAUAGACGUACUCAUAACAUACGUUAUAAUUGCAGUCACACUUCUAAUUUGGUUUAUAGUGAAAAAGUGGAAGUCAAAUGACAUACAAAAUACAGACCAGUUGCUCAAUCCUUCUGCGGGCCAGGACUCGUCGCCAGAAGAUAUGCUGUUUCAAGAUCGAAAAAAAACUAAACUCUAUAAACCAAAUUCACUGAUAUCUAAAGCAGUUGAAAGUGUCGCAAAUAUAGCAGUUUAUCACCCGUACAUUGUUCUAUGUUUGACAAGUAUUAUAAUCCUUUCCUUUGGUGUAUUGCUAUUCUUCUUCGGUAGCCUCGAACAGGAUCCCGUAAACCUAUGGGUAAGCAAAAGUUCUCCCAAAUAUAAGGAGAAACAAUAUUUCGAUGAACAUUUUGGUCCAUUUUAUAGAGUUGAGCAAAUUUUUGUGGUCAACGAUACAGGCCCUGUACUUUCUAACUAUAGCACAUUGGAGUGGUGGUUUGAAGUUGAAAAACAGAUGACCGAAAGUCUUACAUCUUCUGAAGGGUUGACGUAUCAGGAUUUGUGCUUUAGACCAACUCCAGAUUCGACAUGUGUAGUGGAGUCCUUCACACAAUACUUUAAAGGCGAAAUUCCUAAGAAAUCGUUUUGGGAGAGCCAGAUCAAAAUGUGCGCAAAUACGCCGGUCACUUGCCUUCCGACCUUUCAACAGCCGUUAAAAAAGAACUUACUGUUCAGUGACUUAAGCGAUGACGUAUUACAGUCGAACGCAUUUAUUGUGACACUGCUGGUAAAUAAUUUUACCGAAUCUGCCAACUUGUGGGAAGAACAACUAGAAGAAUUUCUAUUGGGUCUAGAUAUUCCGGAGGGAUUACGCAUCAGCUUCAACACUGAAAUGUCAUUAAAAAAGGAACUAAAUAACAACGGUGAUGCCAUCAUUGUCUGUUGUUCUUACCUAGUUAUGUUCCUAUAUGCGUCUUGGGCCUUGAAGAGGAGAGCUGGAAGGACACGCAUCCUGCUGGGGUUUUCCGGCAUAUUAAUUGUUGCAUCAUCUGUCAUAUGUGCCGCUGGUUUGUUGAGUGUAUUUGGAGUGAAAUCAACGUUGAUUAUUGCCGAAGUUAUUCCAUUCUUGAUUUUGGCAAUAGGUAUAGAUAACAUUUUCUUGUUAACACACGAAUACGAUAGGGUCACAGAAAUAUCAGGUCCGCUCAGCCCUAAGGAACGAUUAAUAAAAUCUGUUAUGCAUAUUUUCCCUUCCAUAUUACUGUCAUUCAUAUGUCAGGCUGGAUGCUUUUUAUUAGCUUCAUUUGUCUCAAUGCCCGCGGUAAGGAAUUUUGCACUAUAUUCCGCCACAGCAGUUUUAUUCAACGUUAUUCUACAGUCUACGGCGUACGUGUCCAUUCUGGAGCUUUACGAACGGAAAUAUUAUGAUCCUGUGUUCGUGAAGAUUAUUAUAACAGGACAAGACAAUAUUGAGAUUGAGCCAGCCCAUUCGAAGGCGACCCAAUACUACUUCAAAUUAUUGUCCUACAGAAAAUCUAUAAUGUGCUCUUUUAUUACAGUUGCACUAAUCUCCAUUCUAGUAUUACCUAAAAUUCAGUUUGGUCUAGAUCAACGACAGGCAGUGCCACAAACAUCCUACUUAAUUGACUAUUUCAAGGACGUCUACGAGUACCUGAAGGUUGGCCCCCCUGUUUACUUUGUUCUAAGAAACCUUGAUUUAACCAAGAGGUCAAACCAACAAAGAAUCUGUGGGAAAUUUACCAGUUGUAUAGAGAACUCCAUGGGUAAUAUCCUAGAGCAGGAACGAACUAGGUCUACAAUAACAGAACCUGUUGCUAAUUGGCUUGACGACUAUCUAUUGUACCUUUCCCCUGGGCUGGGGCAAUGUUGCAAAGUGCAGAAAGGUACAGAUGACUUGUGUACACCGGAAUUAGGAGGAGAAAACUGUGAGACAUGUUUCAAACAUGGCGAAUGGGAUUACGAUAUGGACGGUUUCCCUGAAAAUGAAGAAUUUAUGAAGUACUUCAAUAUGUGGAUUAAGACACCGAGCGAUCCAUGUCCACUGGGAGGUCUUGCACCGUAUUCGUCUGCAAUCUAUUACAAUAAUUCCAACGUAAUAUCAUCGGUAUUCAGAAGUGCACACAAACCGUUAACGUCCCAAGAUGACCUCAUCUCUGCUUACAACGAUGCAAUCAGGAUAACUGACUCCCUUAAACCAUUGGACUUGUUUGCAUACUCACCGUUCUACAUAUUUUUUGUCCAGUACCGAACUUUGCUAUCCUUAACAGUAAAAUUGCUUACUGCUGCCCUUGUCCUGAUAUUUGUUGCCGCAUCAACGUUACUUGGGUCCAUCAGAACUGCCUGCCUGCUGAUUGUAACUGUUUGCAUGAUUAUCGUCGACAUUGGUGCACUAAUGGUUGCCUUUCAAAUUUCGUUAAAUGCUGUGAGUUUAGUGAACUUGGUCAUAUGCGUGGGGUUAGCAGUAGAAUUUUGCAUCCACAUCGCUAGGGCUUUCACAAUGAUCAGUUCCUCUGGCAAGACAGAUCGACAGGCCAGAAUGCAUGACGCAAUGUCCACCAUUGGAGCAUCUGUAUUCAAGGGUAUCGCGAUGACAAAACUAAUUGGUGUUUGUGUUCUGGCCUUUGCACACUCUAAGAUAUUCCAUGUCUACUAUUUCAGAAUGUGGCUUUCUCUAAUCAUUGUCGCAUCUUUACAUGCUCUGGUCUUCUUCCCAGUACUGAUCUCGCUGCUCGGUGGCACUUACUAUUUUGAUGACAUCGUUGAGCACGCAUACGUUGAUAACGAAGAAACAACGCCUAUUUAA